Molecule: messenger RNA, 4056 nt
Organism: Apiotrichum porosum
Lineage: Eukaryota; Fungi; Basidiomycota; Tremellomycetes; Trichosporonales; Trichosporonaceae
Gene: SPT23
Product: SPT3 Dosage dependent suppressor of Ty-induced promoter mutations-like protein
Exons: 4
Coding region: 1-4056 (1351 amino acids)
Biological process (GO): regulation of transcription by RNA polymerase II
Cellular component (GO): nucleus
Molecular function (GO): double-stranded DNA binding; protein binding; transcription coregulator activity
Source: RefSeq, a predicted model, not a curated record
AUGGAGUCAUCGUCGACAUCCUCUCCAUUUUCCACUCGCUCAACUAUCCCCUCUUCACCUGAACGUUCCAGCGGCGACAAGCCGCCUUCCACCGCCCAGCGCGGCCAUACUGCAUUCAACCCCACGUCGGGUCACCUCAUGCAGGGGAUGCAGGCCCUUCUUAACAACCUCGGAGCCUCGUCGUUCGCACAAGGCUUCAACAACACCGACUUUCUUCGCCAACCCACUUCUCCCCCAGAUGUCAAGCCCGCCGUCCCAGCGGCUGAUGUAAAGCCGCUGGCGCUCCAGCAGGUCGCGCAGGCGUCGCGUCCGGCAACGUCCACCAGUGGAAGUGCCGGAGGCCACGGCGGGUCGCGAACGGAUCCACCAAAGCGCAGCUACGACACUGAUGACCUGACCUCGUCCACUCCCUCUCUCGACGAGCUGCACAUGUCGUACCAAAAUGGUCGCAUGAAAUUGAUGCUGCAAGGCGACCCACAGGUCAUCCACAAGCAGCGCGUCGAGACUGCCAUCCGAGUCAUCAUUGACAUUCUGCGCACCAUCCCCCCUUCCCCUUCCAACCCUCUUCCUUCCAGCUGCAUCGGCUUGGCACCACACGACGCGGCGGGCAACAUUCUCGCGUCGUUUGAGCGUAUUGCCAACUUUAAGGGUCUGCGUUUGCAGGCUGGCACCACGACCAAGACGAGCUCGAAAAAACAGCUCGCGGCCGGCGCCAUCCCCCAGCACCAGCUUGCCUACGUGGAGACGGCAGUGUACACGAGCGGCGAAAACGGCAAGCGAGUGUAUGCCUGCAAGCGUUGCCGCAACCGUGAAGAACGCCGCCGUCAAAACAAGGACGCUGCCCGCAAAAAACAGAUUGCGUCGGACACUGAGCCGUCGGCAACGCCUUCACCCAGGCAGGGCCUGCGACCUGCGACCGAGGACUAUGUUACGGGCGAGAACCCGGCCCAGUAUGACCCACACCGCAUGGGCCAGGUCGUCGAGGAGCCUCCUUGGGACCCGACACUGCCCGACUGGCGUCACGAGAUUGUCCUCUUCAACUCGCCCCCGGACGUUCCUUGCAAGGAGGGCAGUUGCUUCUGGCUGCCAUUCCGUGUCAUCUGCUACUGCAAGUGUCACGGCGAAAAGGUUGGGUUCCGGAUCAAGUUUACCCUCCGCACGUUUGAUGGCCAGAUCAUUGCCACGGAGAUGACCCACCCGAUCAAGAUUACAGACGACCACAAGACCGACGCAAAGGCAAAGCCGCGUAUCGACCGCUUCACGUCUACCAACACUCCCCAGCCUCGUCCCCGCAAGGGCCGCAUGAGCACGGCCUCGUCGCAGCGCCAGUCGCCCGCUCCUUCAGAGAGCGAGAUGAGCGUCACCUCCGAGGUCGGAGCAGUGGUCCAGAAACAGACCCCACAGGUUCGCCAGGGCAAGCCAUACGACCGUCCCCCGUCGCAGUCGCCUGCAGUGUCUACCGCCAACCUGCCGUUUGACUUUAUGAGCGGCAACGCGGGCGAACGUCCUCGUCUCUCCCGCCAGCAGUCCACGUCAUCGUACACGUCGCAGCCCGACAUUAGCAACUGGAACGACCCCGUAGGCUCGUCGACCGUCAGCCCUGACGCGCUUCGUCGACCCAACUUUGGCGGCAUGACGAACGCGCUCAACAACCUCAGUGCGCUGUCGGCCAACUCGUCGGUCGCACCCAGCCCGGCCCAGCAGUUUGCCGGUCUCAACAUGAACGGCAUGUCCAACGGUAUCGGUGCCAGCAACGGCACGCUGGACUCUGCCAACGACCUCUACAACGGCGACCUGUCGCACGGAACCCUCGACCUGUCCGCGCUCAACGGCGGCAUGAACCACCAGAUGAUGUUUGGCAACGAGCCACGCGAGGACGUUGACAUGUCCAACGUUGCUAGCGUUGCGAGCGAACUGGAGAACAUGCUGUUUGGCGGUUCCAGCCAUGCUUCCGUCGCCUCGUCGUUCCACGAGGACUCGUCAGUCUUCUCGGGCUUCCAGCAGAGCAGUCUGUUCAGCGACAGCGGCUUGCCCCCCGACAACACUCUGGACGACAUGAUCGACUACUCUGGCGGCGAGAGCACGGGUGCGCUCAGCCCCAUGCAGCACCUCAACCUGUCUCCUACCGUCGGCAUGGGCCAGCUCGACCUUGCCGGCGUGGGUCACUCGCCGCUGCCGUUCACACAGAACAACGGUAUGCCGCAGGCUCUCCAGAACGGACUCCCGAACGGUCUCGGCCCAAACGGCCUCCCGCAACCGCAGCAAACACAGCAGCAACAGCCCGACGCGGACGCGCAGACGAGGGCGCUCCUCGCCCUCUUGGCGCAACAGCAGGCACACCAGCAAGCGCAACAGCACCAACAACGCCAGCAGCGCCAGCAGCCUGUGCCGGUUGUUUCGCACGUCAUUCCUGCCGAAGGCGACAUGGCCGGCGGCACGCCAAUUGCCAUUGCCGGUCGUCUGUUCACUCCCGAGACGGUCAUCUGCUUUGGUGGUCGCCCUGCCGUCACCUCCUUUGUUUCCGACUCGUUCUUGCAGUGCACUCUUCCGCCCAGCCCUCACCCCGGAGAGGUCGAGGUGACGGUCCAGAGCAUGCCUCGCGACUUGACCGCUCCUGCCAUGAUGUUCAAGUACACUGGCAUGGACAAGGAAAUGAUGCGCCUCAUGCUCGAAGUGAGACAGUUGCACCAGUCGUCUGACCCCGCUGUGCGCCUUGUGGACCACAUUGCGCGCUCCAACCACAACUCGGACCUGAGCGACCGGUCAAGCAUGAGUCCCGCCGGCGGCAAUGGCUCGUCUCCGUUCGACGCCGCGGGCUCGGCGCCAGUGUCUCGUUCGUCGACGCCACCGGCAGAGACGGAUCUGCAGACGACGCUCAUUGCGUUCCUCGAGUCUCUGGACCAGUCUUCACCGGGUUCUCUGCGCCGGUCGGGCGUUGUGAACCAUCGCAACAAGGCACAGCAGUCCCUGCUCCACAUUGCCACCGUCAUGGGUUUCAACAGUCUUUUGCGCCGCCUGAUUCUUGUGGGCGCCCACCUCGACUUGCAGGACAUUAACGGUUUCACACCGCUGGCAUUUGCGGCGCUGUGCGGCCAGACGGCUGCCGCUCGCGUCCUCCUUGAGGCUGGUGCGUCCUACGACAUUGCCACCAACUUUGGCGAGAUGCCCCUUGACCUGGCCAAGAUCGACGACCAGCGCGAGGUGGAGACGAUCCUGCUGUCUGCCGUUUGGUCCACCACUCCCGACGAGGCUGCCGACCGCGAUGCCCCGUCCGUUGCUUCAGGAAUGGAGUCGUCAAGCGAGAUUGACGACGACAAUCCCAGCUCUGACUCUGACCACGACGACAACGACGACGGCGAGAGCAUCAGCAACGCCAGCCGCGUGCUGCUGCAGCAACCCCGUCGUGUCCCCCGUCGCCCCAAGGGCAAGGGCAAAGAGCGCCCAGCCGCAGUGGAGAAGCGUACCACCAGCCCGCGGCAUGUGGCUCGCCGUCUCUCGCUCGAAGGUGGUGUCAUGGCGCCAGCCGACGACCCGCCUCCCUACGCUCCCUCGGACCACCAGUCAUGGAUGUCGCGCACCCUGUCCAACAUUCCGCACCCCAUCCCCGACUGGCACGGCAUCCACUCGCUUAUCGGCGAGAAGGCUCCUCCUGGCUGGGUCGCAUUCCCGGCGCCGUCGUGGGACACGCUGCAGAAGAUGACCAGCCCCGAGGAGGUCAAGCUCUUCACCCAGGCCAUGGCCGCUGCGGCGUUCAACGCCGUCGUCCAGUCUGGCGCCACCACGUCGCACAUGAAGACCACCGCUUCCCCACGCACGCCCACCAAGGCGCGCCCCGCCCGUCGUCGUUCCAGCAGCGACUCGCAGUCGUCUUCGGGCCGUCUCAGCGCCAGCGAAGUGGUCCGUCAAGUCAAGCAGGACCGCAUGCUGUACCUGUUCUGGCUCCCCGUCCUCCUCUUCGUCGGCUUUUGGUUACUUGUCACCGCGCUCCCAAUCGCUACUGGGUUCUGUCUCUUGUACGCCCGCCAGAUCAGCCGUGCAAUCAAGCAGCGGCUGUAA